UCCUGAGGCUCCAGAAGUCCAGGUUUUCCUGUGUGUCACAUGCCUUUGUGUGCCCUGGAGGCAGGUACCGAGCCUGCAGUGAUGACUAGCCGAAUGGCUCGGUGAGGGGAAGCAGGAACACCCGCAAAGCCCUGGUCCCCGGUGCCCGUCUGGAUGUAACAUGCGAGUCACCCGUUUGGGGGUCCGUGGGUUGUGUGUGGAUGCUGUGUGUUGCCUAGUGACAGGUGGAGAGAAGGCUUCUCUCGCUGAGCUGGGAGUGGCACUGCCUGGCUUUGUAUCGCACUAGCCGGCAGAUUGCAGGCGCACGGUCCGGAGGGGAAAGAGCACCAUCAUCUUAUGGGAAAUGCUUUUUUGGCUGAAAGAAGAAGAGAUGUCGCAUCAGGAGUUAACGGAGAGGUUAUCCUCAGUCAUCACACAUGUUGAUGAAAUCAUGCAGCAGGAGAUACGGCCACUUCUUGCUGUAGAUAUCAUAGAACAGCUCCAUAGACAGUUUGCAACAUUGACAGGAGGAAGAGGAAAAGAUGGGGCACCAAUUAUCACCUUCCCGGAGUAUCCCAGCUUUACUGAGAUUCCCGACGAUGAUUUUCUGAAUGUUGUAACAUAUUUAACCAGCAUCCCCAGUCUUGAUGCUGCCAGUAUCGGGUUCGUCAUUGUUAUAGACAGACGCAGCGAUAAAUGGAGCUCAGUGAAGGCAUCUCUUACUCGCAUUGCAGGGGCGUUUCCAGGAAACUUGCAGCUUGUUCUUGUCCUGCGACCAUCCCGAUUUAUACAAAGGGCUAUAGCUGAUAUUGGCAUCAAACUAUACCGAGAUGAUUUUAAAAUGAAGGUACCGAUUAUAAUGCUAAACUCGGUUUCUGAUCUUCAUGGGUACAUUGACAAAAGUCAGUUAACCAAUGAGUUGGGAGGCUUCUUGGAAUAUAAUCACGGUCAAUGGCUUCACCAUCGAACAGCCAUAGAAAGCUUUGCUCAGGUCGUCAAGACAACAGCUCAGAAUCUGCAGACCUUUGGAACGAGCCUCGCUGAAACCGAAUUACCCAAUGAUGUUCUAUGCACAGAGGAACUGCUUUUAUCUCACACAGAGCAGCAGAACAGGCUCAGAGACGAUUUGAAAUUAGCAUUGCAGCAAGGAGGAACUCUGUUGUCUUGUAUUAAAGAGCCUACAGCCAAAGAUCCAAACUGCAGACUAAACCCAGAUGAGGUUGAAAACAUGGCUACAGUUGAAAGGUUACUCGCUCAGUUGGACGAAACAGAAAAGGCAUUUGAUCAGUUUUGGAGCCGGCAUCAUCUCAAGUUGGAACAGUGCUUGCAGCUGAGGCAUUUUGAACAUGACUUCAAGGAGCUGAAGUUGGCUCUGGAUGCAUUAAUGGAGAUUCAAGCUGCUUUUACUGACAUUGGAGACAGCGUCUCACGUGUGGAACAACUGCUGAAGGAUCUAAAGCAGCUAGAGGAAAAAGGCCAGGGAUGUUUGGAAAAAGCCCAGCUACAUGCCCUCCAUGGGGACCAGCUCAUCCAAAAUAACCACUAUGCGGUUGAUUCCAUCAGACCAAAGUGUGUAGAACUGAGGCGUAUUUGUGAUGAUUUCACCAACGAGACCAAGAAGAAAUAUGACAUUCUGGGCAAGUCACUGGAGCUACACCUGCAACUUGAUAAGGCUAACCAUUGGUGUGAAGAUGGAAUCUACCUCUUGGCCUCUCAAGCUGUGGACAAGUGUCAGUCCCAGGAUGGCGCAGAGUCAGCACUACAGGAUAUUGAGAAAUUUCUUGGAAGCUCAAGAGGACACCAGCUAUCCAAUCCUACAGACUUUUACAACAAAUAUGACAUGAUCCUUUCUCCCGAAAUAAAGUCUGUUGUGCAGAGAGUACUGCAAAAGUUGGUUGAUGUCCAGGAAAUGUUUGACAAAAGACAAGCAAGUUUGAAGAAGCUGGCAGCAAAGCAGACAAGGCCAGUGCAGCCAGUAGCUCCACAUCCUGAGUCCUCACCAAAAAGAGCAUCGCCAAAGACCGUUAGGCCAUCCUCCUUGGCCACAACUCGACGUGUACCUGAUGUUCCUUCUACACCGCCAAAAUCCCUCUCUGAAGCUGAUCUGUCUCGAAAAAGAAAUACCAAGAAGACAAAAGGAGGAAUUAAGAUUGAAGUAAUGCAUGAAGCUAGCCAAGGUGGAACAAGCCGAUCACUAGUGAUGAGUGAAAGUGAGGAGAAUUUAUCUUCACGAAAGAACCAUAUAAUCAAUGAGUUGAUAGAAACAGAACGUGUUUAUGUGGAAGAGCUGCGAAGUAUUAUUGAGGGGUACGCAUCAUCGCUGGACAACCCUGAAAUGAUUGCUGUAGUUCCGCCAGCAUUGCAAACCAAUAAAGAUAUUCUUUUUGGAAAUCUUCCAGAAAUAUAUGAAUUCCACAAAAGAAUUUUUCUAAAAGAGUUGGAAAAUUGUACAGAAAAUACAGAUUCACUUGGAAGAUGCUUUCUGAAAAGGAAAGAGGACCUCCAAAUUUAUGAAAAAUAUUGCCAAAAUAAACCAAGGUCUGAAGCACUUUGGAGACAGUGUGGUGAAAGCAUAUUUUUCCAGGAAUGCCAGCGCAAAUUGGAUCACAAACUCUCUUUAGAUGCUUACCUUCUGAAGCCUGUUCAGAGGAUCACGAAGUAUCAAUUACUUUUAAAGGAAAUGCUUAAGUGCAGUAAGAAUUCGGAAGGGACAGCGGAAUUAGAAGAAGCCCUUGCCACAGUAUUGGAUAUUAUUAAGUCUGUGAAUGAUUCUAUGCACCAAAUAGCUAUUACAGGAUAUGAGGGUGAUUUAAAUGAUCUUGGUAAGCUGCUAAUGCAAGGAUCCUUUAACGUGUGGACAGACCACAAAAGGGGCCAUAACAAAGUGAAGGACCUGGCAAGGUUUAAGCCCAUGCAGAGACACCUGUUUCUGUAUGCCAAGACGUUACUCUUCUGCAAGAAAAGGGAAGAAACCACAGAGGGACAUGAAAAAUCUCCUUCGUACAGUUUUAAAAAUUCUCUGAAGAUGAGCUCUGUUGGUAUCACAGAGAAUGUAAAAGGCGAUAACAAGAAGUUUGAAGUAUGGUACAAUGGCAGAGAGGAAGUAUACAUCAUACAGGCAUCAACAGUAGAGUUGAAAAACCUCUGGGUUUCUGAAAUCAGAAAAGUCCUUACAGGACAACUUGAAGCAUGCCGAGAAGCAAGCCAGUUACAUCAGAGAAUUACAGAGAGCGUAUAUCAUGCUCCCAUGAUUGCUUCUUUUACAAGGUCAAACAAAAAAUCCCUGAAUAGCCAGAAUAAGGCCGAAUCCACAAGUCAAAAUGCACCUAAUAACAAGAACAGAACCUCUAGUCCAUCUGAAAGACAAAAGAAAGCUGAUACCCCUGCCAGUCAUAACCUAGAGCGCUCAGCGCUUGCUAGAAAGCGAUUCACUUUGCAGGGUCUUUCGAAUCGCAGGACACCGCUCAAAGAACCAGAAUCUAAGGAAAAGGAAGUUACUCGACGCUUUUCUUUAGCCUCCUCAAUGAGUACAACAGCUAUUAAAGUUUCAGCUCGAGCAAAAGGUCCACUUGGUCCUGAUGUGAAAGUUAAGAGACAUGAAAUAAAGAGUGACCCAACCCCCCUUGGUUUUGAAGGUUGGCCAAGACAUAUGAAUUCUCUUGAAACAUAUGAAGAUUUUUCCACAAUUCCAUCAAGUAAUGACGAACUUUCUAAUUCUGAUGCUGAAGAGGACAGCACUAACACCAAAGAAUCCCAGUUGUUUAGUGUGGAAGGUUCUUUUGAAACAUGUUCUCCGACUAACUUUGUACUGCAGCAUGGAGAUAUAGUACAGCUUCAACGAUGCGGACAGAAUGGACAAUGGUUGGUGAAAGAACUUGUUUCGAAGAGGAAAGCAUGGGUUCCUUCAAGCAUAUUAAUUCCUGCAAAGACCACUCUGGAAAACAUCUGUCAAAUGGAUAACAGCGCAGCUUACAAUGAUAGUUGUCAAAUGGCAGAGGAAUCUACAAGCAUAAAAGAAAAGCAAAAUGAAAGGACACGGAACCUUGCUGCAGAACAGAAGGCUGUGGGCUGAAUACAUCAUCUAGAAACCUUUUUUUUUUAAUCACUCUGUCUGAGCUACCAGUUUUCCCAAGUGGCUUAAGUCAUAGGCAUUGCCAACCCUGGAAAGUGGGUGUCUGAACGUUAUCUGCUGCUUCUGGUUAUUGGAAUUUUGGAGAAGAUCUUCAGGUUGCUUUAUUACAACUAAAUGACUUCAUGCAAGUAUCCUAAAGCGACCUAAGUGACCUAUAUUAGGUCUGGAGCAGAACUGGAGUUGAUCUAUGCACUUAGCCCAUACUGCCUGUCCUUUGACUUUGAAGAACAUUCCUUCCCUGAUGUAUUGUGAUGUUUUCCUGUUUCAUUGAUAUGUCAAUGACUUGCUUUAUAUACAGGUCAGAGCUUUAAGGCAGGAUGAUUGCAAAAAAAAAACAUGUUUCAGCUAGUCCAGUGUUAAUCUUUUCAAGUUUAGAUGAAAUAUGUACAUGUCAUGAAACUUUUAACUUGCUUAACAAACCAGUACUCCUUAUCAUUUGAAGUAUUGUGUAGUACUUAUUUUCAUAGUACGUCUGAGCUGGAGAUUUAAGUUAAAAAAGCAAAGGAAGAUUGAAAUGGCCAUGGUGUCGGGGAAAACUUUUAAGGACAGGGAAAAUGUUUACAUUUGUAUUUGUGAAUGUUAUAAAGUACUGUUUCCUUUUGCAGAAAUGUGUGUUUUUAUAGAAAUUCCAUUUAACAUACAUUUUCUAGCAGUAUUGCAUUUCCCUUGAAAUGUAAGUCCAUAUCAUCAUCACCCGGAGGAGCACAUUCCUUGUCGUCAUAAGCUUCAUGCAUCAAGUAAAAGCAUGUACAUUAGAAAGUAAAAAA
Spea bombifrons (plains spadefoot toad) is the source of this 4878-nucleotide messenger RNA. RefSeq names its product MCF.2 cell line derived transforming sequence-like 2 (gene MCF2L2). The transcript has 33 exons. Gene Ontology annotation, molecular function: guanyl-nucleotide exchange factor activity. Lineage: Eukaryota; Metazoa; Chordata; Amphibia; Anura; Pelobatidae. The coding region runs from base 344 to 4051 and encodes 1235 amino acids. The record is from RefSeq and is a predicted model, not a curated record. Gene Ontology annotation, cellular component: cytoplasm. Gene Ontology annotation, biological process: intracellular signal transduction.